Telopea speciosissima is the source of this 1557-nucleotide messenger RNA. RefSeq names its product transcription factor bHLH111. The transcript has 7 exons. Gene Ontology annotation, molecular function: DNA-binding transcription factor activity, RNA polymerase II-specific; protein dimerization activity; RNA polymerase II cis-regulatory region sequence-specific DNA binding. The record is from RefSeq and is a predicted model, not a curated record. Gene Ontology annotation, cellular component: nucleus. Gene Ontology annotation, biological process: regulation of transcription by RNA polymerase II. Bases 79 to 1503 code for a protein of 474 amino acids. Lineage: Eukaryota; Viridiplantae; Streptophyta; Magnoliopsida; Proteales; Proteaceae.
UCCCACCCCACCAAAGGAAAGGAAAGAAAAGAACCCAAUAGCAACUCACUCUUACUACAUUUUCCCACUCUCCAAGGUAUGGCUGAAGAAGGCUCUGAAGGCUCUGUUGCAACCUCUUCUUCCACUCCAAACUGGUGGGAACUUCAUUCUCACCCUCUAUCUUCAUGGAACAACACCACUUCAUGGCACCCUACAAACCCUAAUUCCAAUUCUUCUUGUGAGGAGGAUAUUUCAAUCUCACCUUCAUUCACCAAUGCAUCCAAUCAGUCAGGAAUAAGUGUUGAUUCUUCUCGCCAAUUAGUUGAACCGGCGUCGUCGAGUGAAUUGAUGGGAGAACCUGCAUCAGAUACUCAUCUUUGGAGCCAGGUUUUAUUAAGUGUGAGAAACAGUGGAGAGUUACACACCAGUCAAGAUGUUGGUGACAACUGUUGGGAUCUCACCAACUCUCCAACUUUAAACAACAUGGAAAAACAAUUUACUGGUUAUCAUGGAAGCUUAAUGGAAAACCAAAGGCUAAACAAUUCUUCCAAUUUGGUUAGCAACUGGUCUAUUGCCCCACCAGACCCAGAAGUUGAAAGACCAAUUACUAUGCCAACCUGCAACAUAUCUUUAAACAAUUCUUCCAUGAACCAGUAUUCAGAACCUGAUUUUCCUCAGAUGAAGCAAAACAUUCCCAACUCAUCUUCAUACUUAGUGGAAGGGAAUAGAGGUUCUAGUUUCUUUCCAUGCUAUGGAAAUGAUUUGAAAGUGGAGAACCAACAAGAGAUUGAAUCCUCUAGGGCUUCAUUUCAAAGGCCAUUUAACAAUAAUGGUGUUGCUGGGUAUCAGAUUAACAACUCAAGUAUGGGAGACAACAACAACAAAUAUUACUAUGGAAUUUCUGAUGCACCAUUGGCUAGCACAAGGAACCUUCUUUCUUUUAGUGGCUGUUUAAGCAAGCCCUUAAUGGAUUUUCAGGCUUCUAAAUCUAGUCUAAAAGCCUUGAAUUCACCCAAAAGUGAGAAACAAGGGAAAGACUCAUCUUCUUCAUUGAUGCAGGCUAAGGGAAAUGGGAGGGGAACAGGAAUUACAAAUGAUGGGAAGAAGAAAAGAACUGAAGACACAUCAGAAACUCUCUUUAAAAAGCCAAAGCAUGAGAGCUCCACAACCUCAUCUGUAAAGAUACAACCACCUAAAGUCAAGUUGGGAGAUAGGAUCACAGCCCUACAACAAAUUGUGUCACCUUUUGGGAAGACUGAUACUGCAUCUGUCCUGUUGGAAGCAAUUGGGUAUAUAAAAUUUCUCCAAGAGCAAGUGCAGCUAUUGAGUGACCCAUAUAUGAAAUCAAAUGCAAACAAGGAUCCUUGGGGAAACUUGGAGAGGAAAGAUAAAGGAGAAUCAAAGCUGGAUUUGAAGAGUAGAGGCCUUUGUUUAGUUCCUAUUUCCUGUACUCCUCAAGUUUAUCAUGAAAAUACAGGAUCAGAUUACUUAACACCAGCAUAUAGAGGAUGUUUAUAUAGAUGAAAAAUAUAUAUAUGUAUCAACAGAUAUAUGUUGGAACUUAAAAUCUGGUUAAUU